CCCUUUAAAUGCGCACCGGUGGGCGGGGCCCGUCCCGGCGGCGACAGCCAACGAGAGGCGCACCGCCCCACAGCGGCCACGCCCCCAGCGGCCGCGCCUCCGGCGCGUCCUCCGAACCGUCCAAUGGGCAGCAGGGAGAGGCACCGCCCUCGCCGCCUAUUGGCCCGGCGUUGCGCGGCAGCCGGGCGACGAUGGCGGCGCCCAGCAUCGUGGGGCCCCGAGCGGUCCGCGGCUGACGGCGCCGAGCGGGCCCCGGCGGGGCUCCUGCGGCCGCCAUGGACCUGCUGUUCGUGCUGUUCCGCGGGCUGCGGAUGGUCCUGGACCUGCUGCUCCUGGUGCUGGACGUCAACUUCUUCCUGGUGUCCUCGCUGGUCUCGGCGCUGCUCUGGCUGCUCGCCGCGGCCUGCAGCCUUCCCGCGGCCGCCGCCGCCGGGGCUCUGGCCUGCUGGGACGGGCUGCUCCUCUGUCUGGCUUCCCUGGCCCGGGCGGCCUGCGGCCUGGCGCUGGGAGCCGUGCAGGGCCUGGUCGGCCUGCUGCGGGGCGGCUGCUGCGGCCUGGAGGGGCUGAAGGUGGCCGGGCACCUCCUUUCGCACCUGGCGCUGCGGGGCAGGGAGCUGCUGCACCGCGGGCUCUGCGGCCUGCUGGGCUGCGGGCAGGCCCUGGCCAGGCAGCUCUGUGAGGGCCUGGCCAUCAGCACCAGCCUGCUGGCCUACCUGGUCAACAGCCUGGUCAACGUCUGCCUCAUCGGCACGCAGAACCUCUUCACCCUGCUCGUGGCCCUGUGGGACUCCAUCGCCGGCCCCUUCCUCAGAGUCACGGACCUGCUGGCUGCUUUCCUCGCGCACAUCUCCAGUGGCGCCAUCGCCGUGUCCAUCCUGCUCUGGUCGCCCUGCCAGCUGGCCUUUGAGCUCCUGGUCUCUGUCACAAAGCUCUUCAUCAACAUCUUCUUUGUAAAUAUUUACGGCCUGGGCUUGUUCCUCCUCAUUAUUGCUGUCAGCAGCUUUGUAUUCAACCCUGGGCUGCUCUGGACGCUGACGGGCUACGUGCUGGGCUAUUUCAACACACUGCCCUCCUACCACCGCCUGCAGCGGGAGGCAUGGCGGCUCUAUCAGGUGGCAGUCCUGACGCUGGGUAUGGCCAUGGCCUCCCAGACCUGGCGCAGGUUGGUGGACUGGAGCCUGCAGGUGACCAACUGGAGCCGCGGAGGCAGAACGAUGGACCGGGAAAGCAACCAGCGAGGGGCGGCUGUCCCUGUCCUGAGACCUGCAGCUCCCGGCAGGUUGCCGCUGGCAGGGUUUGGCCAGCUGCCAGCUGAGCAUGAGGACCAGCCGGGUGCGGAGCAGGUAGCACAAGCGCGGCCUGCUCUGGGUCGAAGCGCCGCAGCAGGACAGCGUCUCCAGCCUCCCAGGGACGAGCCAAGCACUUCCUGGAGGAAAGCUCCGAGGAGACAGCAGCUGAAUGCAGCAGCUGUGGAUGGUGAGGACACUCUGGAUGAUGACCCCUGGAUGCUCCUGAAAGAACAAGAGGAACGUAAGAAAUGUGUCAUCUGUCAAGACCAAACCAAGACAGUCCUGCUUCUGCCCUGCAGGCACCUGUGCCUGUGUCAGGAGUGCACAGAAGUCCUCCUGCAGCAGGCCAUCUACCAGCGCAACUGCCCACUGUGCCGCCAGAUGAUCCUCCAGACGCUCAAUGUGUACUUGUGAGCCCAAGGGGUGGGUGGCUUGGAUCAUUAUUCCAGGAGCUCAAGGGCCCUGUCUGCCUCUUGCCAGGAAGCAGAACUUCCCAGGCCUGCCUUGAGAAGCUUCCAAAGAACUAAGGAUGGUGCUUGAAAGGGCAAAAGGCUGUUGGAGGUGUCUGCUAGCCACAUUUGCUAUGUAACCAGAUUGUAGCUCCUGCUAGCAAGCACAAUAACUGAUGUCUGCAGCAGGCAGAAAGAUUUACCUUUUUUUCGUUGACAGCUUCUGCUGUUUCGGGGCCUAUUGCCUCGAGCCUGCAGUGGUCUGAGACCCAAAGCAGAGUGCAGAUAGAUGUUCUGGUACCUCCUAGCCAAAGCUGAUGUGUCCUUCUGGGAAUCACAGGGGCUGGUGCAAAGCAAGGGAUGCUUUUUCCCAAGGUCUGACCAGAAAACUACCUGGCAGACUGCACUCAGGCCUCUUGUUUCCUCCUUCUGCCGUCUAAAUGGAGGAGCUGCCUGAGAAGGAAGAAGUGUGCCCCUUUUGCAAGGCUGUAGGACAGCAAUGAGCACACUCAGGCUUUUUAGGCUCUGCUACCAGAGGGCUGAGCCUGGCUCUCAGCUGGAGGAGAGCAGGGUUUCUGGGGUACUUCAAUAUCCCAGCCACCAUGGCUUUGGUUUUUCAGCUUCCUAUUCCCCUUGUCAGGACAAUGAGGAGCCGUGAAGAACACGGGCUCCCUGCAGAGCUCAGCAUUGCUGCCGCUUCCAUGCAUCACCUAUGCAAGACUAACAAGUACACAUCAGGUUACUCGCAUGGGGAGGCUGGAGGGAGUUACUCUUUCUGCUCUGGUGCUGUUUGGGGAAUCUGAGGGGUGACUGGCUCCCUGCGCUCGCAACCCUGGCAGCAGCAGCACGCAUCUGAGCCAAUGCUGGAGAAUCCUCUUUAGAUAAUACAUGUUUUCUUCAGGUUCAGAGUGCCGUGGAACUGGGCGGCUCACAGCAGUGCUUGCUUGCUGCCUCCCAGGCUGGGCUCUCUUUGGGAGGAGAAGGCACUCCCCAACGCUCCUGGGAGCCCACCGAGACAGCCCAGCUCCAGACACAAGUUCUGCAUGGCCAUGCUGUGGAUCUGCAGUUGUGUGCAUGGAGCAGUAGCAGGACCAUGGGUAUCUUUGUUUAGGGCAGGGUUACAUUGCUGUUCUGUCUUACUGUCUGUCAGAAAUGUAGCUAGUUUCAUUCAAAAGUGUCCCCUGAAGUCUAAUGGUGGCAUCUGAUCCUGGCCGGGGCGGGGCCUGAGGUGGCUCAUCCCAGCUUGGUCAACCAGCACCAUUCCAAAAACAUUGCUGGGCUGUGAGAAGGCCUUGCACUAAAAAGCUUUUCCUUUUCCAGCUGCUUGCCUGAGGUCAGCCACGUGCCACAGCCCAUUUUGGCUGGAGCCAGACUGGAAAGAGUCUUGACUGCUGAACUGCAAGCCAAGAGCCUGAGGGCGGCUGGCAAGGUCUUCCUUCUCUGUUCUCCUUGAUUAGCGAUGUAAGCCAAAACAGAGGCAGCAGAGAGGCCAGGCCAUGCUGGGAGACGCCUCUGUGCUGUAAACCUGAGCUGUGGCAAGAUAAUUUCUUGUUGGAGAGUGGCUUUGCUCUGGGAGGCACUGCAGGGUCUGGUUGCCCCCCUUGUUUGCUGGGGGAGCCCUUGGGCCAAGCUGGGCUCCUCAGCAUGACAGGGUGUUACAAGGGCAGAUGGGCUGUGAGGUGCUUUGCUCAGAACCAGCUCAUGAAUCUUGGGGUACAGUAUUUCCUACAUGAAUUACAGGGGGGAAGGACACCUCUCCAGAACUGCAGGUUUUUUUUCCUUCAAACACUUUGUAUAUUAUAGCAGUCACGCUUAUUGUUUUAGGGCCUGUUUGUUUGCUGCCUGUUUAUAAAAAAAAACAAAAAAAAAAAAAGGAAAAAAAGAAAGCUUUGCCUUAAGUUUAACUCCUUGCACUAUGGAUUAGAUACUGAGCAAAUUAAAAUCUCCUCUACCUAAAA
This is a messenger RNA of Columba livia (rock pigeon), 3696 nucleotides long. It is a transcript of the gene RNF26, whose product is annotated as ring finger protein 26. Gene Ontology annotation, molecular function: ubiquitin protein ligase activity. The transcript has a single exon. Gene Ontology annotation, biological process: protein ubiquitination; ubiquitin-dependent protein catabolic process. Lineage: Eukaryota; Metazoa; Chordata; Aves; Columbiformes; Columbidae. The coding region runs from base 276 to 1703 and encodes 475 amino acids. The record is from RefSeq and is a predicted model, not a curated record.